AGCACAGCACCGCACCGCGAAGCCAAGCAAAACCGCGGUGCAUGCGUGCAUAGGAAUAGAAGAAGAUAGGGGUGGUCACCGCGGCGCGCCACCAGGUGAUCACCGGCCCGCGGCGGGCGGGCGGGCGGGCGUACGACAAGCCGAGCCAGCCCACGGGGCGCGACGGGGAGAGAUAGCAAGCGAGCCGAGAGCUUGCGUUGCGUGUCAUAAUACAGGCGGGCGCACCGCAACUACCAUUGCAGCCCCCACCCAGAGCGCCGGGCUAUUUUUAUUCUUCUUCUUCCUCCUCCUCCUCCUCCCUGCUUGCUGCUCUCGCGGGCGGGGGCGGGGGCGCGGCCAUGUGGACGCCGUCGCGCGGGAGCAACGCGCGGCGGGCCGGCCACCGGCGCAUCGCGGAGGGCCUCCCGGACGACCAGACCACCAACACCGACACGUCCGACAACGAGUCCUUCACCACCGCCUAUGGGGACGAGUUCUUCGCCGCGGCCGCCGGGGGGAGCGGGGCCGGGGGCAUGCUCCCGGCAUUCCUCGCCGACCAGGAGGACCUGGUGGAGGUCAUGCUGGAGCUGGACGAGGAGUCCAUGGUGGUGCGCAGCGUCACGCCCACCAGAGCCGCGCUCUACAGCGCCGCGGCGAUGCCGCACACGCCGGAGGCGCCGGGCGGCGCCCUCAGCCGCUGCUCCUCGACGUCCUCGCGGAUACGGAAGAAGUUCGCGUGGCUGCGUUCCCCGUCCCCCGCGCCCUCGCCCUCGCCGCGCGUGCCCACGCCCGCCGAGCUGCAGCGGGAGGCGGCCAUGGCGGCCCGCGAGCGGCGGCGCAUCCAGGCGCGGGUCAACCGGUCACGCGCCGGCGCCAAGCGCGCGCUCAAGGGCCUCCGCUUCAUCAGCCGCACCACCGGCUCCCUCGAGGCCGCCGAGCUCUGGCGCCGCGUCGAGGAGCGCUUCAACGCCCUCGCCCACGACGGCCUCCUCUCCCGCGACAACUUCGGCGAAUGCAUCGGAAUGGUGGACUCGAAGGAGUUCGCGGAGGGCAUCUUCGACGCGCUGGCGCGGCGGCGGAAGCAGAACCUGGAGCGGAUCAACAAGGAGGAGCUCUACGACUUCUGGCUCCAGAUCUCCGAUCAGAGCUUCGACGCGCGGCUCCAGAUCUUCUUCGACAUGGUGGACACCAACGUGGACGGGAGGAUAACGAGGGAGGAAGUACAGGAGCUGAUCGUUCUGAGCGCGUCGGCGAACAAGCUGGCCAAGCUCAAGGAGCAGGCGGAGGAGUACGCGUCGCUCAUCAUGGAGGAGCUCGACCCGGAGAACCUCGGCUACAUUGAGCUGUGGCAGCUGGAGACGCUGCUGCUCCAGCGCGACACGUACAUGAACUACAGCCGGCCGCUGAGCACGGCGAGCGGCGCGCAGUGGAGCCAGAACCUGGGCGUGGGCGGCGGCGGGGCGGCGGCGGGCGGCGGCGGCAGCAAGGGGGAGGAGGACCCGCAGACGACGUGGGGAGGAGGGAUGCGGGAGCGGCGGCGCGGGUGGGGCCGCGGCGUGAAGAAGGCGGCGUCGCACGUGCGGGUGGCGGCGGAGGAGAACUGGCGGCGCGCUUGGGUGGUGGCGCUGUGGGUGGCGGCCAUGGCGGCGCUCUUCGUGUGGAAGUUCGUGCAGUACCGGCGGACGGCGGGGUUCCAGGUGAUGGGGUACUGCCUGCCGACGGCCAAGGGCGCCGCCGAGACGCUCAAGCUCAACAUGGCCCUCGUCCUCCUCCCCGUCUGCCGCAACACCCUCACCUGGCUCCGCUCCUCCUGGGCCCGCUUCUUCGUCCCCUUCGACGACAACAUCACCUUCCACAAGAUGAUCGCGACGGCGAUCGUGGUGGGGAUCACGUUGCACGCGGGGAACCAUCUGGCGUGCGACUUCCCGCGGGUGAUCGCGUCGGGGCCGGAGGAGUACCGGCUGGUGGCGGGCGCGUUCGGGGCCACCAAGCCGACGUACGCGGGGCUCAUCUCCGGGGUGGAGGGGGUGACGGGCAUCGCCAUGGUGGUGCUCAUGACCGUCUCCUUCACCCUCGCCACCCACCCCUUCCGCAAGGGCGAGAAGGCCGCCUCCGCCUCCCGCCUCCCGCCGCCCCUCAACCGCCUCGCCGGCUUCAACGCGUUCUGGUACUCCCACCACCUCCUCGCCUUCGUCUACCUGCUCCUCCUCCUCCACGGCUACUUCCUCUUCCUCGUCCGCCGCUGGUACGAGAAAACGACAUGGAUGUACAUCUCUGUCCCUCUGGUGCUCUAUGUUGGCGAGAGGAUGCUGCGGGCCUUGCGGUCGAACGCCCACCCUGUCCAAAUCCUCAAGGUGUUGCUUCUACCUGGAAGUGUACUGACAAUAAAAAUGUCAAAGCCCUACGGAUUUCGAUACAGGAGUGGACAAUAUAUCUUUCUUCAGUGUCCGAUUAUCUCUCCAUUUGAAUGGCAUCCUUUCUCCAUAACUUCUGCUCCUGGAGAUGACUACCUAACUGUUCACAUUCGCACAAAUGGAGACUGGACGCAAGAGCUCAAGCGCAUAUUUGUCGAGAACUACUUCCCGCCGCACCUUAACAGAAGAACUUCAUUCAGCGAGUUAGGUGCGGCAGAACCAAGAACCAGCCCCCCACCAAAAUUGCUUGUAGAUGGUCCAUAUGGCGCCCCUGCACAGGAUUUCAGAAACUAUGAUGUUCUACUUCUAGUUGGCCUCGGAAUCGGAGCAACACCCUUCAUAAGCAUUCUGAAGGACCUGCUUAACAAUAUUAAGCUAGCUGACGAGUUAAUGGACUUGGCAAUGGAGACUACUCAAACUAGUAGGUCGGACGACAGUGCCAACAGCUUCAGCGUCUCAACAGCUAGUAGCAACAGGAAGAGAUCAUAUAGAACAAGCCGUGCACAUUUUUACUGGGUUACUCGCGAGCCGAUGUCAUUUGAAUGGUUCAAAGGAGUGAUGGAUGAGGUUGCUGAAAUGGACAAGAAGGGUGUCAUAGAGUUGCACAAUUAUCUUACGAGCGUGUACGAGGAGCGUGAUGCACGAACAACUCUGUUGUCAAUGGUCCAAGCUCUGAAUCAUGCCAAACAUGGCGUUGACAUCGUCUCGGGCACCAGGGUGAGGACACACUUUGCCAGACCAAACUGGAAGGAAGUCUUCACCAAAAUUGCCGCUAAGCAACCGAAUUCAACAGUCGGAGUAUUCUACUGUGGCGCGCCGACGCUGGCCAUAGAACUGAAGAACCUUUCGCACGAGAUGAGCCACAAGACGUCGACUCGGUUCCAUUUCCACAAGGAGUACUUCUGAUGGGAAGAAGCAUUGAUUCUUCUGAUCUGCAUAGCGUUAGGCACUGGUAAAGAAGAAGGAAUUUUUUGCACAGAAGCAAAGCAAACUGACCUCUCUCUCUUCCUGAUCUGGAACUGUACAUAGUAUAAAGAAGAACAGCCUAUUAGGGGAGGGUAGUUAGUGCCAUUUAUAUAUUAUUAACAAAAAAGAAAGUAAAGGAAGGCUGCUGUAUCCAAAAGGAGAAGGAAAGAGGCAGGGUAAAGAGUUGGUUAAAUUUCAGAUACUGAUAUACAUGUACACAGUAUAGUUUUAGGUAGUUACGUAUCAAAUGCUAAAGCAUAUGUACACAAGGGCCGGAGGGUGCCACUCUGAAUGUAAAUCUUCCGGGCAUUCAUUCAUGUGUGCAUCUGUGCCUAUCGGCUGCUGAUAAUAAACUCCGGCUGAUAAUGAACUCCGGUAUAUUGACACUUU
Molecule: messenger RNA, 3749 nt
Organism: Hordeum vulgare subsp. vulgare (domesticated barley)
Lineage: Eukaryota; Viridiplantae; Streptophyta; Magnoliopsida; Poales; Poaceae
Product: respiratory burst oxidase homolog protein E-like
Exons: 13
Coding region: 339-3299 (986 amino acids)
Cellular component (GO): plasma membrane
Molecular function (GO): peroxidase activity; NAD(P)H oxidase H2O2-forming activity; calcium ion binding
Source: RefSeq, a predicted model, not a curated record